Protopolystoma xenopodis is the source of this 219-nucleotide messenger RNA. The record is from the annotation of a GenBank genome assembly. NCBI's taxonomy places the organism in Eukaryota, Metazoa, Platyhelminthes, Monogenea, Polystomatidea, Polystomatidae.
AUGUGCCCAUUAGUCUCCGGGAUUGCUCCAAUUAAGAACAUUUCUUUAGGCCACGAGACUAGUCUGAAUGCUGCCAACACCACCAGCACUACCGGCUUACAGUGCACAUCGCUUCAUGAAGCCAUACAGCAGGCUGCGCUAGUCUCAGCCGCCGCUGCCCUGGCUCAGGAGGCUCGCAGGCGAGAGGAAGAAGUGAGUUUGUACCACAGGAUAUCAUAG